AUGGCGUGGUGGACUAUCGCUGUCACGGAGCCCACGCUCGUGUGUAGCAUGGCGGGGGUGCUCUAUUUGUUCGGGUUAGCGAUAUAUCGGCUAUGGCUAUCACCACUCGCUCAAUUUCCAGGCCCGAAGCUUGCGGCUCUGACGAUGUGGUACGAAUUUUAUUUCGACUCAUUCCUGGGUGGACAAUACACAUUUCAAAUUGCUCACAUGCAUCGCAAGUAUGGCCCAAUUGUUAGAAUCAGCCCAUUCGAACUGCACAUCGAUGACCCGGACUACUAUGAAGUUUUGUACUCCCGCGACAAGCCACGUAACAAAUCUCUGCAUUUGACUGGUAUGUUUGGUGCACCGGCUUCGGCUUUCGGGUCGGUUGAUCACCGUCGCCAUCGCAUGCGCCGUCAACCUAUGAACCCAUUCUUUUCCCAGCAGCGAAUUCGAACGUUGGAGCCAAUGCUUCGAGCUAUGGUCGGAAAGCUGUGCACAGGUCUACGAGCUUGGAAACAAAAAGACAGACCGCUUCAUAUGUAUCAUGCAUUCAAUGCCUACACAACGGACGUGGUGGUGGAGUAUGCUAUGGGCGAAUCAUUUCACUACCUUGAUGAUCCGGACUUUACCCCACAGUGGUCGAAGACCAUUGAAGCCAUUGUGGAGGUAGGUGUGCAGUUCAAACAAUUUCAAUGGGUCAUUGGCCUGUUUGAAUUGCUUCCACGAUGGGUUGUAGUACUCAUCAACCCGGAAAUUGGCCCUGUAAUUGACCAGAAAGUUGAAAGCCUGCGACUUGCAAACCAAAUAAUCGACAGCCAGGCCACAGGAAACAACCGGACAACCGUGAAAUCAGAUUUACCAAAGACCACACUAUUCCAUGCAUUACUGGACAGCAAGUUACCCGCAGAGGAGAAGCGGCCCGGCCGCAUAAGUCAAGAAGUCUUUACUGUCAUAUCUGCAGGUGGAGAAACCACUGCGAAAAAUUUGUCUACGCUCACUUUCCACCUUUUGAACAACCCCGGCAAGCUGCAGCGACUACGAGACGAGUUGAGUCGGUUAGAUCCAGAUGGAACGGCAUCUCUGGUGGAAUAUGAGACGAUGCCCUAUCUGACCUCUGUCAUGCUCGAGGGUCUGAGAAUGACUAAUGCUGUUGCGACAAGGCUUCAGCGUAGCUCACCGGAUGAAGUCAUGAUAUACAAAGAUUGGGUCAUACCCCCUGGCACGCCGGUUGGUAUGACAAGUAUGUUUUUGCAUAACAACGAGGAUAUAUUUCCCAAUGCGCAAAGCUUCAUCCCAGAGCGAUGGAUGGAUACUGAGCAACGAAAAGCUCUAGAAAAGUAUCUUGUCCCAUUCAGCAAGGGCUCAAGACAGUGUGUUGGCAUCCCCCUCGCCCGAGCAGAAAUUCUCUUGGCCGUUGCCACGAUUUUUCGAGAAUUCGAGAUCGAGCUCUACGAGACUACGAUAGAUGACGUGCGAAUAGUACGAGAUAUGUUUAACGGCCACCCGAUGAAGGGAAGCCAAGGCGUCCGUGUGAUGAUCCAGGGGUGGAAUGGGCCUCCUUCGCGAGGUACGAAAUCGUGA
Molecule: messenger RNA, 1563 nt
Organism: Penicillium brevicompactum
Lineage: Eukaryota; Fungi; Ascomycota; Eurotiomycetes; Eurotiales; Aspergillaceae
Product: cytochrome P450
Exons: 5
Coding region: 1-1563 (520 amino acids)
Molecular function (GO): monooxygenase activity; heme binding; iron ion binding
Source: RefSeq, a predicted model, not a curated record